UAUUUCUAUGCAUUUGGCAUUGUUCCAAUGAGCUUGGUGGACCCUGUGGAGCUGGUGAAACAGCCACAGGACAUCACCAAAAAUCUGUACCGAAAAUCGCGGAAGGAGGCUCAGAAGACCAAAGCACCCCUGUGUGCAGAGGUGGGGUGGCCAGGGAGCAUGGAGGAGAGUGUGAGGAGAUGUGUUUUGGAUACCGUCAGGCCUGUGGAUGAAGAACUGGUAGAGCAGCAGUCCAGGCACUGGGGGACCUCCCCCCCCACUUGCCUCACACUCUUCCUCUGCACAGACAACCUCUGGAGCGACCAGAGCCUGGAGACAGACCCCGACCUCCCCCCAGGCUGGAGGAAAAUCCGUGACUCUCUGGGCACCUACUAUUGGCAUGUGCCAACCGGCACGACGCAGUGGCAGCACCCUGCACACACCACCGGCCCAGGAGGGCGCCCGGAGGCUGAUGGAGAGGAGACACUCCAGGGAAUGGACUGCCAGGCCCUCACAGCAAAGCACUCGGCAAAGGACAGGCCCAUUCCCAGCCCCAUGGCUUCGCUGUCCCGGAGGACUUCACUGCCCUGGCACGGAGAUGACUUCCAGCACAGCGCAGAGCCCGGCUCCAAGUGCUUUGCUGUGCGCUCGCUGGGCUGGGUGGAGAUCCCUGAGGAGGACCUGGCACCUGGCAAGAGCAGCAUCGCCGUCAACAACUGCAUCCAGCAGCUCUCCAACAGCAAGGGCCAGGGCUCUGCGGAGAACAGGGGCGAGGGCCAGGACCUGGUGAUGAUCCUGAAGAAGGACACCAUGAGCCUGGUGGACCCCCUUGACCGCAGCCUCAUCCACUGCCAGCCCAUCCUCAACAUCCGCGUCUGGGGCGUUGGCUGCAACAACGGCAGGGACAGAGACUUCGCCUUCGUGGCCAGUGACAAGGACACCUGCGUCCUCAAGUGUCACGUCUUCCACUGCAACGUGCCUGCCAAGGGCAUCGCCAAGGCCCUGCACGAGAUGUGCUCCAAGAUCGUGGCUGAGCGAGCUGCAGCGAGCAGUGGGCUGCCACGCGCCGCCACGCUGGAGCCCGUCUCCACCGAGGACCUGCCACUGCAAGUGGAUAUUCUGGAAGCGGUGAGGCAGUCGAUGCAGACCUACGAGGCGUUGUACAUUGGCAGCCUGCCUGUGCCCAGGGCCAUGGGGAUGGAUGUGCUGAACGAGGCCAUCGAGAAGCUGACAAGGGGCCCCGGGCGGGAGCGGUGGACGCCCUCCCUCAUCCGCGUAUCCGACACGGCCAUGAGGGUGCACCCCGUGCAGGUGGGGAGGGGGACGGGGGGCUCCGGCCGAAGCGGGCACCCUGCUGGGCCCACAGGGUCCCCGCAGGAGGACGAGGAGGCGGCACACAUCUGGGAGUGCCAGGUGCGGUACGUGACCUUCCUGGGGGUGGGCCGGGACGCCCACACCUUCGCACUCAUCGUGGACACGGGGCGACGCUUCCAGUGCGCGGCCUUCUGGUGUGAGCCCAACGCCGGCACCAUCUCGGAGGCGGUGCAGGCAGCCUGCAUGAAACAAGUGUGCGACGACAUUGGGCGGCGGCUGACAGUGCUGGGGGAUGCGUGGGCUCAGGGGAAGCUGUCAGCCCCAGUGAGGAAGAGGAUGAGCCUCCUGGUGCAAGAGCUCCAGCAGCAGCGCUGGGAUGCGGCUGACGAGAUCCACCGCUCGCUCAUGGUGGACCACGUGAACGAGGUGAGCCAGUGGCUGGUGGGCGUCAAGCGCCUGAUCGCCGAGACAAGGAGCCUGCCUGCUGCGGAGCCGGCUGUGGUGACAGAUGGCAGCGCCCAGGCCGGGCCUGGCCCGGAGGAUCCCUGAUGCCAGGGACGUGGUUGCGGACUGUGAGCAGGGCAGCCCAUGUCCAGGGCCACCGGCAGGAGAAGGGCCCCCGCUGCCCGAGGGGGUCUGGGCACCUCCUCUGCCUCCCAAUCCUCACCCAGGAAAAGGGGAUUUUAAUCAUUGUGACAUUUUAGCGGCGAUUCACUACAUGACGUUUAAUAAACAGCACUAACC
This is a messenger RNA of Aptenodytes forsteri (emperor penguin), 2037 nucleotides long. Its product is annotated as amyloid beta A4 precursor protein-binding family B member 3. Gene Ontology annotation, molecular function: transcription factor binding; amyloid-beta binding. Gene Ontology annotation, cellular component: nucleus; cytoplasm. The transcript has 15 exons. The annotation marks the transcript as partial. The record is from RefSeq and is a predicted model, not a curated record. NCBI's taxonomy places the organism in Eukaryota, Metazoa, Chordata, Aves, Sphenisciformes, Spheniscidae. Gene Ontology annotation, biological process: regulation of DNA-templated transcription.